GCUGUUCUUAAAUAUAAACUGCUUGAAAUGGGGCCGAUUACAUGCCAACCUGCGCUUGCACAAUACAACUCCAGGGGCAAAAAAAGUUUUCGCAUGCUGACGUAUGUCAGUUCCUGUUUUGCAAUGUGAGACUCGUCACGUCACGAGAACUAGUUUGUUUGCUAACACUGCGUUUUGGGCAAUGACUGCGGUCUUUAAGAACUAUCGGAAAGCUUUGUUUUCAAGCUCAUUUCGCUAGGGCUUGCUGCAGUGAGUUGACGUUAUGGACUUCAUACUAUCUGUUACGGGCAGCGGUGCGAGAGUUGUUAGGGAGGCAAUUGGACAGAGGCUCUGGCCUGGACCCGGACAGGAGACAAUCCAAUAUCCACAGCCCUGUGGUACGACAUUAAAGGUUAAUGACAGUGUCGACUCCCACACAGAUACCGGCCAGAAGAAGACUCCAGAAAAGAAGGAUGGGAGGCGCAUGUCGUUCCAGAGACCCAAAGGGACUAUUGAAUAUUCUGUGGAAUCACGGGACACGUUGAACAGCAUUGCGCUCAAGUUUGACACCACGCCCAACGAGCUGGUUCAGCUUAACAAGCUGUUCUCCAGAGCAGUGGUGCCUGGCCAGGUUCUCUAUGUUCCUGAUCCCGAGUACGCCUCCAGUGUCGGAAGUUCCCCUUCCCUCAGUCCCAUCAGCCCACUGUCUCCCACCUGCUCAGAGGCUGAUUUAGAGAAAGUAACGGACUCAGAUGCCCAGUACAGACCAGAAGGUUUUAACCCUCCAGUGUUCUCCAGUCUGCGCCAGUCCAGAGUGGUCUCAUCCACCUCGGAGGAAGAAGAGGCCCUUACAGAGAAGUUCCUCAAAAUAAACUGCAAAUACAUCACUGAGGACAAGGGUGCAGUAAGUGGAGUGUUGCUGGUGACACCAAACAACAUCAUGUUUGACCCUCACCGGAUGGACCCACUGGUUCAGGCCCAUGGGUGCGAGGAGUAUGGUAUUAUGUGUCCUCUGGAGGAAGUACAGUCUGCAGCCAUCUACAAGGAGAUCACUGAGCCCAAGAUCAGAGAGGCUUUGCCUGAUGAUCUGGAGCCUCUUCCUGCUGAAAGACAUCCCUCCCAGCAGAGGGACCCAGAUCUGCACCUUAGGGAGCCAGGUGCACAUGACAGCGGCAGUGCCGUCCCUCGCAGCACAGAAGGUUCCAUUUCAGAAGAUGUUUUCACUGAGCCAGAGCUGUCCCCCAUCCGGGAGGAGGAGCAAGCAUCUAAUGAGGACCUACACCUUGAUAAGGCUUCUGCUGCUUCCACAGUGUCUGUGAAAACUGUCACCCAGAUGGAGAUCAUCAGUGAUACCUCCCAGGCCCCAGGCAGCACACACAGUUCCACCAGCCAGUUGGAGGAGCUUGCAACGGCAAAAAGAGCAGAUAAUCCACCAGACACUGACACAAAACACAAUAGCCAGUCCCCCAUGGGAUCCAAGCAACACAGCGUAGAGCCACCAAGCACACUAACUACCACAAGUAGCAGCGUUAGCCCGGCCCAGGGUACUAGCAGCACCUCACGCAAUGGUUCCAGAAGCUUAGCCAACCCCACCACAGAUGCCACUUCUGUUUUAGCCAGUCCACAGGAAGAUGCCAGUGAUGGGACAGACAUCUCGAAAACAGACUCUAUGCAAAAAGACAAGGAGGAAAUAAAAGAUGAAGAGCAGUCGGAAAAGGAAGGCAUGCUGAACUCGGCAGACGGUACGGAGAGCCGGAAGCACCCCUCCCAUAAGUUCCUAUGUCUGAGGGUGGGAAAGCCCAUGAAGAAGACGUUUGUUUCUAAUGCAAGCGCCUCCAUGCAGCAAUAUGCCCAACAGGGAAAGAAACAUGACUACUGGUUUGCUGUGCCACAUGAAAGGUCAGAUCACCUUUACCUGUUCUUUAUGCAGUGGAGCCCAGACAUGUAUGGUGAGGGUGUCAGGGGCAUGGGACAAGACCCUGGAUUUAUGGUUGUCAAGAAGAAUGAGGAAUCAGAAACAUGUGAUGAGUCCAUCACUGACCUCAGUAAUAAGGAAUGGGAGGUAGUGUCUCUGACGGAGUACCACCGUCGGAUUGAUGCACUUAACAGUGAAGAUCUGCGCUCACUCUGCAAACGACUCCAGAUCACCACUAAGGAAGAGGUAAACUCCAAGCAUGGCACAUCCGUCAAGACAGAGCUGGAGCCAGAAACAUUCAAACCCAACCUCAGAGAACCAAGUGAUCUCUUGGAAGCUGACCAGAUAGAAAAGCUGGCAAGGAAUCUCCCACCCCGGACCAUUGGAUAUCCAUGGACUCUAGCUUUCGGUACAUCCAAGCAUGGCAUGAGCAUUAAAACACUUUACAGAGCCAUGCAGGGCCAGGACACCCCAGUUCUCAUGGUUAUCAAGGACAGUGAUGGCCAGGUGUUUGGAGCAUUAGCAUCUGAGCCCUUUAAAAUCAGCGAUGGCUUUUAUGGCACAGGAGAGACCUUCCUUUUCACAUUCAAUCCGGAGUUCGAGGUGUACAAAUGGACAGGUGACAACAUGUUUUUCAUCAAAGGAGAUAUGGACUCCUUAGCUUUUGGUGGUGGAAGUGGGGAGUUUGGCCUGUGGCUGGAUGGAGACCUCUACCAUGGCAGGAGUCACUCCUGUAAAACGUUUGGGAACCCCAUGCUCUCAAAAAAGGAGGAUUUCUAUGUACAAGACAUAGAGAUCUGGGCUUUUGAAUAACAAAACAAUGCACCACAGGGGAUAAUAACAUGUCCUGCAAAGGGUUCUUUUAGAACAAUGGCAAUGCCCCAAACUUCACAUAACUGCACAUAACCAGGGCUCCUCAGGCCAGAAGCCAGCUAUCGGAUGCUUGUUGUGCAUUACUACUACAGUUAUUAUGGAGCUUUUUCUCUUUGUGAAAAAUGUCCUUUGUGUGUAUCUUGUUACAGCCUUGUGCAUUGUUUUUUGCAAAGUAGGGGAAGAGGUAAUACAAUGAUGGAUAGUUGGAGUUAUAACAGAAAGAUGAAGCAAGCAAGGACAAUCGGGCCUUGAUGAUGAAAGGCCCAUGAGAGAUCAUUUACCUGAGAGCUUGUGGAGAUAACGUCGCCUGUGGUUGGGUCUGCUACAAGAAGACCUACCCUACAGGCCCAGAUUAUUUAUCUGAACUUUACAGAACCUCAAGGUCCCUGGCAAACUCACAAGCCCCCUUAGAACUUUAUUCAUUUGGUUGGAUGUUAUUUAAUGUGCUGUUAGCCUUGGCUGAUGGAAACCCAGGUAGAGAAAAAGAAAAGGAAACUAAACACAUUCCAUUCUUCGUGAUGUGUCAAAACAAAUUGGGGGUUGUGGUAAACACCAAUAUACCAAACUCUGUAGCUGCUGAAUACAAUGACAGAACUCAGAGAAAAGUAACUAUUUCCUGGGAUAGUUGAUCUUUUUACAGUACCAUUUUGGGUUGUCUUCUGAUGCUAAACUAUUGAGUAUUGUGAUUUGUAGCCCUCUUGUUGUACACUGUCAACUGUCAUAGCACACCAUCUGAAAGCACAUACAGUAGCUAUAAUCAGUUUACCCAUUGUUGUAAUGUUCUGUUCACUGGGUGUAUGUGUGAGUCCAGCUAAUACCAGCUCCCCUCGCUGGAUGCUGGUUAUACUGUUUUGUAGACAGUAACGUGUUGCAAUAGAUUUGUGGAAUAUGCAAAUAACUGUCCUGUGACCUCAAAUACCUGCAGGUCAUGGCACUUUUGCCACUGCUUGGCAUUCUUUUGAAAGACAAAAUUGUAAAGCUUUUAUGUCUUAAUACAAAAUUGCUUUCCCUGGUAUCAGUUGAAGAGCCUGAGGCAUUGUGAACAGUUUAACAUGCUUAUAAGAUAAUUAAAUAUUGGUAUAUAUGAUUGUAUAUAUAUAUAUAUAAUCAUAUAUAUUUUGCUGUUAAGUGUGACAGUAAUCUGUAUGUGCUGAUAUUUCAGCUGCUAAAACAUAAUGUAUAGUACCCUGUAAAUUAAUGUUAAAUAUUAGAUUUGUCCACCCCCCCAAACACACAUAUAUACAUGUCAUUAUAUAAAUAUAUAUUUCAUUAUAUCAAUAUAUAUAUAAUGCUAUAUAAAUAUAUAUAUCUAAAUAUAUAUAUGUAAUUUUAAUAGUGUGGAUUGGUUUGCUUCUAGCACUUUAAUCUGGUGUGUAAAAGUGUUAAGGCCAGGUUCUGAUAUUCUAUUAGCAGUAGCUGUACAGUAUUUUUUUGGGUCAGAUCAUCAAGAAGGCAACUGUUGGUAGACAAGUUGAUGCUACCAAUAUCAAUAAGGGUAACCACUAAUGCUAUGUGUGUAAAAAAGAGAAUUACUUAAGGUAGGAAGGGGGGAUGAAAUGUGGCUAAACAUGGCAUCAGGGCUCUGUUUCUCAAGUGAGUCGCAUUCGUAAAGGUUGGUGAACAGAGUGACUGACGUCUGACAGGUGGGCUGGGAGACAUGUAUGUAUGUAACCCUCCCUUUAGAAGCUUUCUUCCCCCCCUUUCUGGUCUUCCACACCAGUAUUUGUAUCCUUGUGGAGAGUCACAAAAAGUAAUAUGGAUAUUUCUUCCAACUAGUUCACCAGAAUAAAAUGUAUCAGUGAUGUUUAAAUAACAAUAAAGCUGAGUAAAAUGUUGUAA
Molecule: messenger RNA, 4606 nt
Organism: Labrus mixtus (cuckoo wrasse)
Lineage: Eukaryota; Metazoa; Chordata; Actinopteri; Labriformes; Labridae
Gene: oxr1a
Product: oxidation resistance 1a
Exons: 15
Coding region: 263-2707 (814 amino acids)
Biological process (GO): response to oxidative stress
Cellular component (GO): nucleus
Source: RefSeq, a predicted model, not a curated record